CUCCAUGAUCAAGCUUUCUUGCUUUAUAUUCGAUUGAUUUCUUCUGAAAUUGCCCCCAAUGAGUUCACUUUCUCGUCGAUUUUGAAAUCAUGCUCCACUGAGUCCGGAAAAGCUAUCCAUACCCAUGUUCUUAAACUCGGGUUGUGGAUGGAUCCGUACGUGUCGACUGGUCUCGUCGACGUUUAUGCGAAAGGAGGAGAUGUAUCAUCUGCCCAGAAACUGUUCGAUAGAAUGCCUGAGAGAAGUCUUGUUACGUCUACAGCUAUGGUUACUUGCUACGCAAAGCAGGGGAACGUUGAGGCUGCGAGAGCUUUGUUCGAUAGAAUGUGUGAGAGAGACAUUGUUUCUUGGAACGUGAUGAUUGAUGGAUACGCUCAACAUGGGUUCCCUAGUGACGCUCUGAUGCUUUUUCAGAAACUGUUGGCGGAUGGAACAUCGAAGCCUGAUGAAAUAACCGUUGUAGCUACUCUCUCGGCUUGUUCGCAGAUUGGAGCGCUUGAAACUGGGCGUUGGAUCCAUGUUUUUGUCAAGAACGAUCGUAUUAGGCUCAAUGUUAAAGUAUCCACGGCUCUGAUUGAUAUGUAUAGCAAGUGUGGGAGCUUGGAAGAAGCAAGUUUAGUGUUUAAUGAGACUCCGAGGAAGGAUAUUGUGGCGUGGAAUGCGAUGAUUGCUGGUUAUGCAAUGCACGGUUAUAGCCAAGAAGCGUUGAAAUUGUUUGAUGAGAUGCAGGUUGUUACAGGGUUGCAGCCAACUGAUAUAACUUUCAUCGGAACACUUCAGGCUUGUGCUCAUGGUGGAUUAGUAAACGAAGGGGUGAGACUGUUUGAGUCAAUGGGACAAGAGUAUGGGAUUAAACCCAAGAUCGAGCAUUACGGAUGCUUGGUCAGUCUGCUUGGUCGUGCUGGUCAGCUGAAACGAGCUUACCAAAUCAUAAAAAACAUGAAAAUUGAAGCUGAUUCUGUCUUAUGGAGUUCUGUUCUUGGAAGCUGUAAACUUCAUGGAGAUUUUGUGUUAGGCAAGGAAAUUGCAGAGUAUCUCAUUGGACAAAACAUCACAAACUCAGGAAUCUAUGUUCUUCUCUCAAACAUAUAUGCAUCAGCGGACGAUUAUGAAGGUGUUGUAAAAGUGAGAAACUUGAUGAAGGAGAAAGGAAUCGUGAAGGAGCCCGGUGUAAGCACAAUAGAAAUCGAUAACAAAGUUCAUGAAUUCCGAGCUGGAGAUAGAGAACACUUAGAAAGCAAGGAAAUCUACACAAUGGUAAGAAAGAUGAGCGAGCGGAUCAAGUCUCAUGGUUACGUUCCAAAUACAAACACGGUCUUGCAGGAUCUUGGAGAAAUAGAGAAAGAGCAAUCUCUACAAGUUCAUAGCGAGAGGCUCGCGAUUGCUUAUGGUCUGAUCAGUACCAAACCGGGAAGUCCCUUAAAGAUAUUCAAGAACCUACGAGUGUGUUCAGAUUGUCACACAGUGACGAAACUGAUAUCCAAAAUCACCGGACGUAAAAUCGUCAUGAGAGAUCGGAAUAGGUUCCACCAUUUCUCGGAUGGUUCGUGUUCUUGUGGCGAUUUCUGGUAAAACCGAACCAAACGGCUUACAGAUUAUAGAUUUGUACAUGAAAAAAGAGAUUUGACUGUUCGUCAAAAAAAAAAAGAGAUUUGACUUUUCAAAAUUUCUUGAAGAACAGUAACUUGACUUUUUAUUUUUCA
Camelina sativa (false flax) is the source of this 1703-nucleotide messenger RNA. The record is from RefSeq and is a predicted model, not a curated record. Lineage: Eukaryota; Viridiplantae; Streptophyta; Magnoliopsida; Brassicales; Brassicaceae.